AUGGCUUGGACCAUUGAUACCCCCCGAGUCGACGGCAAGGACAAGCCAUCUGGCUAUGAUAGCAACUCCCUCAUCGCAAUUAUCCGUACUUCCCAGUGUAUCGCUGCUAUCCUUUUAAUUAUACUUUAUAUCAGCACAUCCUCGUCUCCUUCUUUCUGGUUGACCAUCCUUUCGAGCUGCGCAGCUGCAACAUCGAUAUUCUGGAGCAUCUUGGCGAUGCUCUUGAGACAUCGCUGGUCGAUAUUUACUGUAGUGCCUGAGGUUUUGAUCACAAUCGCAUGGAUCGUAUUAUUCGCAGUCAACUAUGUCACAGCACCACCGGAAUCCAAGGACACAACAUUCCAUUUAGCGACAGAAGCUAUGGAAGCUUCCAUGACCCUUUGGAUACCAACCUGUCUGUUAGCAGUGACACCCUAUUUUCACAGGAUGAUGCCCAGGGCUUUUGGUAUUAAGAAGCCAAAAAACCCGGGAUCUUCCGGUAGCUUUUGGAUGGAUGGAGAUGCAGGGCUGACAUUACCGGGGACUGCGAUCACCACGCGCGGAAAAUCCAGUGUCCUUCCACCAACACGAGCAGGACCUAUGCCGUCGGAUAUAGAGUUGGAUGCCUACCUCGCAGCCCAAGACGCGGAAGGUCCGUUGCCACUACGCGGCGGUGCUAUGGGGCGAAAGCCAACUUUCCGUAACAGUCCAUUGUCGUCGUCGGCAUAUAGAAAGCCGGUGCGACCCGUUAGUCCUUUGAGCGAUUAUGGCGACGAGGACUUUUUGUAA
Hypoxylon trugodes is the source of this 768-nucleotide messenger RNA. RefSeq lists its product as uncharacterized. Bases 1 to 768 code for a protein of 255 amino acids. NCBI's taxonomy places the organism in Eukaryota, Fungi, Ascomycota, Sordariomycetes, Xylariales, Hypoxylaceae. The transcript has 2 exons. The record is from RefSeq and is a predicted model, not a curated record.